Messenger RNA from Rhopalosiphum padi (bird cherry-oat aphid), 660 nucleotides. RefSeq lists its product as uncharacterized. The coding region runs from base 1 to 660 and encodes 219 amino acids. The transcript has a single exon. The record is from RefSeq and is a predicted model, not a curated record. Lineage: Eukaryota; Metazoa; Arthropoda; Insecta; Hemiptera; Aphididae.
AUGGUCACCGGCUUAACAAGUAGCUAUGACAUUUUAUCUAUACGGACUCAAUUCAAAGAUAUUAAGAUAAUACCCUGGACUCAAUUCAAACACAUAAAAGUAGCAUGGACUCAAUUCAAUAUCAUCGGUAAGAAGAGUGAUGGAGGGACGUUCGCAGCAUCGACACUUUUUCAACAUAUACAAUCAAAUACGUUUUUACCACCCGAUAAGGAAUUACCUGGAACUACGAUUAAAUUAUCUCACGUGCUCAUUGGCGAUGAAGCAUAUCCUUUAAAAACGUUUCUCAUGAGACCAUUUCCAAGUCGCAAUUUGAAUGCCUUUAGAGAAAAUUAUAAUAAACGUUUGUCUGCUGUUAGAAAAUGCAUUGAAUGUGCAUUUGGUAUACUGCGUGCCAAAUGGCGAAUACUAGGAAAAGAUAUUGAAGUUACUUCUGACAAAGCUGUACACAUUAUUAAGUGUGCUUGUAUUUUACAUAAUGUGGUGCGCGAAAAAGAUGGAGAUAGUGAUCUCGAUUAUUGUAAAGAAAUGUUAUACAGUAAAGCUCAGGAAAACCAAAUUAAUAAUGUACAUGAAACAGGAAAUCACGGUGGUGCACGCAGAGGGUCAACAAGAGCACAAGAAAUUCGAAAUGAAUUUGCAAAUUUUUUUUUGGAUCAUUAA